GCAAAGUCAUCCUUCAAGCACUGGAACAUCUAUUAUAUCAUUGCCAAUCAGUUGUGAACAUACUUUUUAAUUGAGGCUGAAAAAAGGCUGCCACAGUUGUCACGUCCCCUUGCAUAAUAUAUUCCACCAAUUUUUUUUUUUUUUUAAACCCCUCCCAAAUUAGAAGGAAUUCCACCAAAUGUUAAUUGAAAUAUGCAUGUAUGUAUGAGAUGAAUAAUUUAGCUACUAGAAAGAAAUUCCUUUUCUGAAAUUAUCUUUAAUGAGGGUUACUACAUGUCCUUCUAAAGGUUUGAUUAAUUAACCCAAGCACCAUUUUUAGCUUCUUCUAGAAAAUGAUUCCUGAAUCCCAAACACCAUUGAAACUUCCUGUUUUGGACAUUUCCCAACCAUUAGACUCAUCUACUCUAUCUUCUCUUGCUGCUGCCUGCAAAGAAUGGGGCUUCUUUCAUGUUACAAAUCAUGGAAUAUCCAGUGAUGUUUACACAAAAAUUCAUUGCCUCUCCAAACACCUCUUCAACCUCCCUUCUGAGAUCAAAGUAAAAGCAGGUCCUUCCUCAUCUCUCAAAACUUAUACUCCUCAUUUCAUAGCAUCUCCCUUCUUCGAAAGCCUUAAAGUAUCUGGACCGGACUUCUUUGACUCGGCUAAGGGUUCUGCAGAUACCCUUACUGCUGAAGGGAAUUCGGAAUUCAGUGAGAUACUGCAAGAUUAUGGAGGCAAAAUGACAGAGUUAGCAAAACUCGUCCAGAAAACUGUAUUGAUGAGCUUGGGAGAAGAUGUUGGGAUGAAGUACUAUAUCUCUGAAUUUGGUAGUUGCCAUGGAUACUUGAGGAUAAAUAACUACUCGCCCCCGGAUAGUUUAGAAAAGGAAGUUGAAGGUCUUGGUAUGCACACAGAUAUGAGCUGCAUAACAAUAGUGUACCAAGAUGAACUAGGUGGCCUCCAAGUAAGAUCAAAGGAUGGGCAGUGGGUGGAUAUUUUGCCAUGUGAAGGAACUCUUGUGGUAAAUAUUGGUGACAUGCUGCAAGCUUGGAGCAAUGACAAGCUAAGAUCCUCUGAGCACCGUGUCGUUUUCAAGAAGCCAAUAAAUCGCUUUUCAUUAGCUUUCUUUUGGUGCUUUGAGGAUGAGAAGGUGAUCUUGGCACCAGAUGAAGUAGUUGGUGAAGAGAAUUCAAGAAUCUACAAGCCAUUCGUUUGCUCUGACUAUUUAAAGUUUAGAGUGAACAAUGAGAAAGGUAAAUUUGAGAAAGUUGGUUUCACAGUUAAAGAUUUUUCUGGGAUUGGAUUUUAGUAAGCCUGGUUGUCAUUCUUUAGCUUGUACAUCUCAUAUUCCAUCAUUCCAACAUAGUUACCUAGGAGUUCUGUUUGUUACAAUAAUAUAAUAUUCUGGCUUGCUAUUUGA
Nicotiana attenuata is the source of this 1400-nucleotide messenger RNA. RefSeq names its product gibberellin 3-beta-dioxygenase 4. NCBI's taxonomy places the organism in Eukaryota, Viridiplantae, Streptophyta, Magnoliopsida, Solanales, Solanaceae. The record is from RefSeq and is a predicted model, not a curated record. Gene Ontology annotation, molecular function: dioxygenase activity. The coding region runs from base 333 to 1289 and encodes 318 amino acids. The transcript has 2 exons.